AAACCUGCAACAACACCAAAAGUGUUCCAAUGGCUUCGAUUACGCUGUGUGCUUUCUUUCUUCCGUCGUCGAACGACCGCUCUCUUGUUUUACCUGCUCAUACACGCUACAGAGGAAGAGAAACUUUUUGUGCAGGCAGAUUGAGAUGUUCUGCUACAGGGGAACCUCAACAGCACCAGCAGGUUCCCAAUCCCAGCAAAUCCAAGAGACCUCUGAAGAAGGAAAUCUCUGCCAACGAAGAGACUGGAGUCGACCCAUCUGGUUUCCUCACCAAACUCGGCAUUUCUCACAAAGCCUUUGCUCAGUCUCUUCGCGAGAGGUAUAAAUCCUUGAAGGACCUCAAAGCUCAGCUCUUGACGCGCUUCGCUAAUUUAAUGGAGAUGGCUUCUGGAUAUGAGUUAUUGGGCGUGCAUCGUAAUGUGCAUCAUCGGCUAGAUUUCAUGGAGUGGGCUCCAGGUGCUCGCUACUGUGCAUUGGUGGGUGAUUUUAAUGGGUGGUCACCGACAGAGAACAGUGCAAGAGAGGGUCACUUUGGCCGAGAUGAUUAUGGGUAUUGGUUAAUCAUUAUUGAAGACAAACUCAGGGAGGGAGAAAAACCUGAUGAAUUCUAUUUUCAGCAGUACAACUAUGUGGAUGACUAUGAUGAAGGUGACAGUGGUGUUACCAUAGAAGAAAUUUUUAAGAAGAUGAAUGAUGAGUAUUGGGAACCCGGAGAGGACCGUUUUAUUAAAUCACGUUUUGAGAUUCCAGCCAAGUUAUACGAGCAGAUUUUUGGUCCUAAUGGGCCCCAAACGGAAGAGGAACUGGAAGAAAUACCAGAUGCGGAAACAAGAUAUAAAGCAUGGAAAGAAAAGCACAAAGAUGAUCCUCCAAGCAACUUACCUCCCUUUGAUGUGAUAGAUAAUGGAAAGGAAUAUGACAUUUACAAUGUCAUAGAUGAUCCUGUUAGGCGAGCAAAGUUUCGUGCUAAGAAGCCUCCUGUGGCAUAUUGGUUAGAGAUGCGAAAAGGAAGGAAAGCAUGGUUAAAAAAAUACACUCCAGGCAUACCUCAUGGAAGUAGAUACAGGGUUUAUUUCAACACUCCCAGUGGACCUUUGGAACGAGUUCCUGCUUGGGCUACUUAUGUGUUUCCUGAUGGAGAUGGAAAGCAAUCUUAUGCCGUGCACUGGGAGCCACCUCCUGAAAGUGCAUACAAAUGGAAAAACAUGCGCCCGAAAGUGCCAAAGUCUCUUCGUAUAUAUGAAUGCCAUAUUGGGAUUAGUGGAUCAGAGCCAAAAGUUUCAACUUUCAAUGAAUUCACUUUGGAGGUCCUUCCACAUGUAAAAGAAGCAGGGUACAAUGUAAUUCAGUUGAUUGGAGUUAUUGAGCACAAAGAUUAUUCUUCUGUUGGUUACAAAGUGACAAAUUUGUUCGCUGUUAGCAGUCGAUUUGGCACUCCUGAUGACUUCAAGCGUUUGGUUGAUGAAGCACAUGGGCAUGGGUUGCUAGUCUUCUUAGAUAUAGUCCAUUCCUACUCAGCUGCGGAUGAAAUGGUUGGAUUGUCGCUAUUUGAUGGAUCAAAUGAUUGCUACUUUCAUACUGGUAAACGAGGGCAUCACAAAUACUGGGGUACUAGAAUGUUCAAGUAUGGAGAUCUUGAUGUGCUACAUUAUCUUCUUUCAAAUCUGAAGUGGUGGGUUGUAGAGUAUCAAGUUGAUGGUUUCCAGUUCCAUUCGCUCGCAUCCAUGAUGUAUACACACAAUGGUUUUGCUUCUUUUACCGGUGACAUGGAAGAGUAUUGCAAUCAGUAUGUAGACAAGGAUGCUUUGAUAUACCUGAUCUUGGCAAAUGAGAUGCUACACGAGCUUCAUCCUGAUAUAAUAACAAUUGCUGAAGAUGUCACACUUUAUCCUGGGAUUUGUGAGCCAACUUCGCAAGGCGGUUUGGGAUUUGAUUAUUAUGUCAAUUUUUCUGCAUCAGAGAUGUGGUUGUGGUUCCUUGGGAAUGUCCCUGAGCAUGAAUGGAGCAUGGAUAAGAUUGUGAGUGUACUAGGAGGCAGCAAACAAAAUAGAGAUAAGAUGCUUGUGUAUGCUGAGAACCACAAUCAAUCCAUAUCUGGAGGCUGUUCGUUUGCAGAAAUACUGUUUGGUGACGUAAAGGAGGAUUCCUUUGAUUCCGAGAAUCCAGUGCUUAGAGGAUCUUCUCUAUACAAAAUGAUCAGAUUAAUUACAUUUACCAUAAGUGGCCAUGCUUACCUCAACUUCAUGGGAAAUGAAUUUGGGCAUCCAAAGAGGAUCGAAUUCCCUAUGCCUAGCAACAACUUCUCGUAUUCGCUUGCCAACCGUAACUGGGAUUUGUUGAAGGAUAAAGGGGUGCAUAAUGAUCUGUUUCUCUUUGAUAAGGACAUGAUGAAGUUGGAUGAAAAUGAAAGAAUGCUUUCAAGAGGUCAAUCCAACAUCCACCAUAUAAAUGACACUACCAUGGUGAUAUCUUACAUGAGAGGUCCUUUUCUCUUUGUAUUCAAUUUCCAUCCUAAGAGUUCCUAUGCAAGAUACAGUAUAGGUGUAGAGGAAGCUGGAGAGUAUCAGGUAAUACUGAAUACUGAUGCAAUCAAAUAUGGAGGUGAAGGACAUGUAAAAAAUGAUCAAUAUACUCAAAAAACCAUUGGUAAAAGAGUUGAUGGCCUUCGAAACUGCUUAGAGAUUCCACUGCCUCGUAGAAGUGCUCAGGUUUAUAAGUUAACUCGAAUUUUAAGAAUAUGAGCUGUUCUGCUUUG
Telopea speciosissima is the source of this 2755-nucleotide messenger RNA. Its product is annotated as 1,4-alpha-glucan-branching enzyme 3, chloroplastic/amyloplastic. NCBI's taxonomy places the organism in Eukaryota, Viridiplantae, Streptophyta, Magnoliopsida, Proteales, Proteaceae. Gene Ontology annotation, molecular function: cation binding; 1,4-alpha-glucan branching enzyme activity; hydrolase activity, hydrolyzing O-glycosyl compounds. The transcript is spliced from 21 exons. The coding region runs from base 30 to 2741 and encodes 903 amino acids. The record is from RefSeq and is a predicted model, not a curated record. Gene Ontology annotation, biological process: glycogen biosynthetic process. Gene Ontology annotation, cellular component: cytoplasm.